Messenger RNA from Pocillopora verrucosa, 5604 nucleotides. RefSeq names its product glycogen debranching enzyme. NCBI's taxonomy places the organism in Eukaryota, Metazoa, Cnidaria, Anthozoa, Scleractinia, Pocilloporidae. Gene Ontology annotation, molecular function: amylo-alpha-1,6-glucosidase activity; 4-alpha-glucanotransferase activity. The record is from RefSeq and is a predicted model, not a curated record. Gene Ontology annotation, biological process: glycogen catabolic process; glycogen biosynthetic process.
UCAUCCAAAAUGGCGGGUCAGGUUCGAGUGCUUCAACUCGAAGCUGGUCAAGAGUUGGAAACAAAACUAUUUAGAAUCGAGAAAGGAUGGACUUUACGCUUCACCUUGGGUCCUUCACUGCAACCUUACAAUGUUCACUUACUUUGCAACCACCCGCCAUCUGAUCAGCAGUCAUUUGAUAGAAAAAAGUACACAGAGUUGGCAUGGACAUGCCCACCUGGACAGGAAUGUGAUGAUGCUGAUAGAUUUGCAGAUAUUAUAGCACAUACUGCAGGAUCAUUUCAUUUCUAUGUCACUUACCAAAAUGGUGAAAACAAAGGAAAAGAAGAGAGAAGGACAACCUCAGGUUAUUUUUCUGUGGAUCCAGUUUUAAAAGUGAACAGCUCAGAAACUAUCCCAUUAGAGUGUGUAAGCUUACAGACUGUGCUGUCUAAGAGUUUAGGACCCUUGGAGGAGUGGAGCGAUCGACUUAGGGUAACCAAAGAAACUGGUUACAAUAUGAUUCACUUUACGCCAAUACAACAACUGGGAAAGUCAAACUCUUCAUACUCUCUGUUAGAUCAGCUCAGUGUCAAUGCUGCUUUUCAUUCACCUGGAAGAAAAAAUGCUUCCUUUGAUGGAGUUAAGGAUAUUCUUGACAAGAUGCGCAGUGAGUGGAAAGUGAUGUCUAUUGUGGAUGUAGUUCUGAAUCACACAGCUAACAACUCUCCCUGGUUAUGGGAUCAUCCAGAAUGCUCUUACAACUUGGACAACUCUCCUCAUCUCAAACCUGCAUUUUUGUUGGAUCGUGCCUUGUGGCAUUUCACCUGUCAAGUAGCUGAUGGGCAAUGGUCUGCAGAUGGUUUACCUGCAGAAGUGAACUGUGAAUACCAUAUACAUAGAAUAGGUGAUAUAUUGAGGCACCAAGUCUUGCCAAAACUACGGCUAUGGGAGUUGUUUAGUGUGGAUGUUGCAAAGGCAGUUGAUCAGUUCCGUACAGCCAUGCUGAAGGUUAAAAAACCAGGGAGUGGCUCUUUAAAACAUGAUGAGGAGCCACUUGAACUAACAGUAGGUCCAUCAUAUGAACGCUUUUCAGCAACUGUUGAUAUGGUAAAGGCUGUUGCAAAGUUUAACAGAGAACGUUCCGAUGCUUUGGAUGAAAAAGGACGGCUUCAAUUAUGUUGUGAGGACUUUAAAGCACAUCUCAAUAACCUCAAUGACAAUGUCAAGAACAGAGAAGUCACUGAUCAUAUUGAAUCUGCCAUCCAAAGUGUUCAGAAUACAGUGCGGUAUGAACGUCUGAAUGGGGAUGGCCCAAGACAUCCAAGAGUCACAAGAACAUGUCCUUUAGUAACAAGGUAUUUCACUACACCUGGCGACUGUGAUACAGUAGAAGAAGAGGAGAAGCUCAUGUAUUCGAACAAGGCAAAAUUUUGCAUGGCACAUCCAGGAUGGAUAUGGGGUGGUGACCCUCUAAGGGACUUUGCUGCCCCAGGAUCAUUUGUCUAUUUCCGCCGUGAAGUAAUUGCAUGGGGUGACAGUGUUAAACUUCGAUAUGGUAAAGGGCCAGAGGAUGUACCAUUUCUUUGGGAUUUCAUGUUGAAGUAUGUGAAGAUUUGUGCAAGGGUAUUUGAUGGUAUUCGCCUUGAUAAUUGUCACAGCACUCCACUUCAUGUGGCAGAGUACUUUGUAGAUGCAGCAAGGCGAGUGGAACCUGACCUUUAUGUUACAGCAGAAUUGUUCACUGGUUCUGAAGCUACGGACAAUAUUUUUGUGAACCGACUAGGAAUUACAUCUCUUAUAAGAGAAGCUCUAAAUGCUCCUGACCCACAUGAGGAAGGCAGGCUGAUUUACCUCUAUGGGGGUGAAACUGUUGGUGCUUUCAUGCACCCAUCAGCUGUGAAGCCUCUUGUGCCUGUCAUCGCGCAUGCUCUGUUUAUGGAUGUUACACAUGAUAACCCUUCACCAUUUCAGGUGCGAUCAGUUUAUGACUCAAUUGCCAGUUCAGCUUUAGUAUCAAUGGCUUGUUGUGCCACGGGUAGUUCCAGAGGAUACGACGAACUGGUGCCGCAUCAUAUCCAUGUCGUAAAAGAAGAUCGCUUGUACUUGUCUUGGCCAAAUGACAAAUCUAAACUUGAAAAAGCGGCAUUUGUGAAAGAGACUGAUGGUAUUAUCUCAGCCAAAAAAGCCAUCAAUGAACUGCACAGAUGGCUCGGUGAAGAAGGAUACACACAGGUGUAUGUGGACCAGAUUCACCAUGAUGUUCACGCCAUUACCAGGCACUGCCCAGACAAGAGAAAGACUGUCGUGUUAGUAGCACAUUCUGCCUUUCACCACCCCUCUGACCAUCUUCAACCCACUAAGGACAGGCAGGAGAUUCACAUGAGUGGUAUUCCACCACUAAACAUCCCAGGUGAGAUCAACGAAAUCAUUUUUGAAGCCAUGUUGCUGAAGAGGCAAGAUGCAAGUGAAUUUAUUAAAGAUGCUGAAUUUAUCAAUGGACUUCAGUCACAUGAAGUGCUACUCCAGAGGCAUAAACCACUCCAUGAGGCCAAGACUUGUCGUGCUGAACAGAAAGGAAAUAACAGUUUUGAAGUAUAUUUUGAUCAUUUCGCCCCGGGAAGUGUCAUUGCAUUUGAUGUCACCAUGGAAACCAACGUCAAGAAUGCUCUCGGUCAGUUGAGACAGCUUGGAGUGGAUUUGUAUGAGAAACAGUCUGGGAGCCAGGAGAGUUACAAAAUGAUUGAUGAGUUAGACGACAUACUCGCCAAUCUGUCGCUGUCCGAUCUCAACCGAGUGUUGUACCGAGCAGAUCCCGAAGAACGAGAUGAUGGUAAUGGUGGGGGAGUGUAUGUUCUGCCUGAUACAGGACCUCUUGUUUAUUGUGGUUUACAAGGUGUGAUAUCAGUGCUGGCCAAUGUCCGGCCGUUUGAUGAUCUCGCUCACCCUCUGUGUAGAAAUCUGCGGGAUGGAAACUGGUUGUUGGAUUAUGUUGUGGGAAGACUUCUUCCUUUUGUUGGUACAAGACAGUUGGGUGUAUGGCUUGACAAGGUUUUCAGUCUGAUCAAGGAAUGUCCAAGAUAUCUGGUUCCAUGCUACUUUGACGCCAUUAUCACCCCUCUUUAUCUUAAACUGCUGGAUCGAGCUUGGAGCCAGAUGUCAAGUUUUGUUCAAAAUGGCUCAUCAUUCCUCAAAGCCCUUUCACUUGGCUCGCUCCAGUUCGUUGGCCUGUCUCGGACAGCCUCGCUUCCAGCUCUGUCGCCCCAACUGUACCAUGGUCCAUCAUCUGGGGCUGACAUGCCAACUCUGAUGUCAUUAGCGGCUGGUUUGCCUCAUUUUUCUUCUGGCUUCAUGCGCUGCUGGGGGCGAGAUACGUUUAUUGCACUUAGAGGUUUAUUACUUGUAACGGGCAGGUACCAGGAUGCCAGACAUCAUAUCUUGGCCUUUGCUGGAUGUAUCCGCCAUGGCCUCAUUCCUAACCUGUUGGACGGUGGACGCAAGCCCCGGUAUAACUGUAGGGACGCCCCGUGGUGGUGGCUCCAGUGUAUUCAGGAUUAUUGCUCCAUUGUCCCGGAUGGGCUGAAGAUCCUGUCGGAACCAGUCUCCAGGAUCUUCCCUUCGGAUUGUUCUGAUCCGCAGCCGCCAGGCAAAACCGAUCAGCCUCUAUAUGACGUAAUACAAGAAGUUAUGCAACGCCAUUUCAACGGUAUCAGUUUCCGUGAGCGGGGAGCUGGGCCCGAGCUAGACAACCACAUGCAUGGUGCAGGGUUCAAUGUCUCUGUUGGUGUCCGCGAGAGCACUGGGUUUGUUUAUGGUGGGAGCCAGUGGAAUGCUGGGACAUGGAUGGACAAAGUUGGUGAAUCUCAUAUGGCGGGAAACUUUGGAGUGCCUGCCACUCCCAGGGACGGCAGCGCAGUUGAGAUAGUGGGUCUUUGCAAAUCAACUGUGCGUUGGUUAGCUGAGCUGUGUGAUCAAAAGAAGUUUCCAUAUGCGGGCGUGUCAAAACUUCAAGAUGGUUUUCCCGUAGAGUUAUCUUACAAGGAGUGGAGCUUGAAGAUUCAGAAUGCGUUUGAAGAACAUUUCUGGAUACCUGAGGAUCCUAAAGAUAAAAAGCAGCAAGGUGAUGAAGACAAAUUGGUCCACAGAAGAGGAAUUUACAAAGACACUGUCGGAGCUACUCACAGAUUUACAGAUUACCAGUUCAGACCUAACUUGUGUGUGGCUAUGGUUGUGGCUCCAGAGAUGUUUAACCCUGAAAAUGCGUGGAAGUGUCUUGACAUGGUGGAGGAAAUUCUCUUAGGUCCACUGGGCAUGGCUACAUUGGAUCCCAGUGACUGGGCGUAUGAAGGAGUUUAUGACAACUCGCAAGACUCCACCUCAUACAAGAGUGCUAAGGGAUUCGCUUAUCACCAAGGCCCGGAGUGGCUAUGGUGUACUGGCCCUUUCUUGAGAGCUCGGCUGUACUUCGCUAAAAAACUUCAUGGUCCAAAGGGACUGGAACUGGCAGUUGUGCGUGUAAAGAGCAUCCUGGCAAGACACAAGGUAGAGAUAACGAGCUCCCCCUGGCGUAGCCUACCAGAACUUACUAAUGCAGGGGGGGCUCCGUGUCAUGAUGGCUGUCCAGCACAGGCGUGGUCUGUCGGCUGCUUGUUGGAUGUGCUGUAUGAUAUGGAAAAGUUGGUCAAAGAUAAUUAAACUUAGUUUUUAUUAAUUAGUCUUUUUCUUCCCUAUCGUUGUUUUAAGUAACGCAACUUCUGUAACGUAACUCAAUGGUGGGUUUGCCACGCACGUUGUCGUCAUUAUGUGACGUGACUAUAAGUGGUCACGGAACGGGUUAGAUUGCGUGACUAUGAAACGGCAGCUUGCCUAGAAAAACUGGAAGGUUUAGGUAAAGUCGAAUAUCAUAGAGAUGUCCCUAGGUUAUUCCAAGUCAGAUUUCACUUAGGUAAGAUUUGCAAGUAAUGAUAAUGAUAAAUAUUUAGUUAAUGUUUUUUGGUGUAGAACUGACAUUUUCUAACUCGUGAAUGUUUUAUUGUUUGUUUUCAACUUCAGAUUUCUUUUUUGCAUUAGUUUAGGAAAGACUUGGAGCUUUCAAAGUAGUUAGGUGCAAAACCUUUUUUAAUGGCUUAUUUAAGAUGGGAUGUAAUUUUUUUCUCCAGGCCUGAUCCUCCAAUCCUAACGAAAAAACACAAAUAACGAAACAAAAAUGAAUAUUAGUUUUAAUGAAAAAACAAGAUGUAAUAGUAUUUUUGUGAAAUCGUAUGUAUACUUCAUCAACCGAAGUGUAAUUCCUUCUUUGCCCAACCUGAGAUCUAUAUGCGGGCUCUACCAUUUUAACGGUGUGUAUUGGCGCAUGCGCUUGAGCCUGCGCAGUAGAAAAGCACUUAGAGGGGAUUACAUCAUGGGAAAUCGUAGUGUCUCCAAUGUAGCAUCAAGUUACAACAUUGAAAAAUUAGUGAUUUCGUAGAAAGGAACUAAUUGCUCAGAAUAUGAAAUUGGUUAUGUAUAUUUUAUGUAGAAUGUCGAAUUUUUUUUUUGCUAUAGUAUUAUUUAUGCAAGUUAUUUCGUCAGGGUUAUUUUGCAUUUUAGGUGUAACGUGAGUUGUCUGUUCGUUCCACUGUACGU